AUGAAGCUAGCUCUAACCCGAAAAUUGUAUAGUGUUAUUACCUCCACCACCCUACCCAGUGCACGUCUCCAAUUUGUUCCUGGCAACGACGUAGACAUUCUUUGUCAUGAAGAGGACUGCUGUGAUGUAGGCUUGUCAAAAAAAACGUAUUUAGCUGUAUUCAAAGAGGGCCAUGACCACAUUGAAGACCUUGUACAAAAUUAUAGCCAAUUGUGCACCACUGACGAGCUCUGGAAUGCCUAUUAUGUCACCAUUGCUCUACUUACCACCACAAAUGAACAUAUGAUGGCUUGGCAGAUUCAUAGGGAGGUGGUGUGGGCUCUUUAUCGAAGUGAAGGACCGUCCUUUCUCCAUAACGAAGCCACGUAUUUCAUGGCCCUUGCGACCUCUCGAUUCCAGCGCAUCAACAAAUGCCUGGUUCUCUUUCUAUGGCUCCGCAAACUUUUGGUAUUGGGUGCAUUUGGUGAGGUGAAUGAACGCACAUUGAACAGAGUAAUGGAGCAGGUUCUCCGAUCCAUGGAGGCGCAUUUCUGCAAUUAUGCGGCGGGGUUCAUGGGCGUAUGGCUCAUUGAAGUUGCUCGAGAGAAUUCAAUCUCCCUAGGUGCCAUGCUCAAUAUGAUUAAGGAUUGUUGUAUGAGAAACGUCGCCGAUAUCUCACUAUGGACGCUUAUGGGAACAGUGCUUCUAGGCAAAACCAACGUUUACAUGAAGAGAGAUUGGGAUAGGAUCAUAUCCGAAUUAUCUGAGAGCGACUCUAUUGAUCAAAUUCCCUCAGUGGUGGCGUCUUGUGGUGGUGACUUCAAGAGUAGUCAAUUGUCUGACAUCGCCAAUGAGCUACUAACGUGGCUUCUCACCAUUGAAUCUCCACAUAAAACUCCUUACCUACAACUUCUUCGAAACGGAGUCCCCGACUCAUUUCCUGCCCAGGUUCAGAUGAAAUUGUCCAGUUCUGUCAGUGAACCAUUCAAACGGACACUUGCUACGUUGCAAAAAACAUACAAAUUUUCAUGA
This is a messenger RNA of Australozyma saopauloensis, 1011 nucleotides long. RefSeq lists its product as uncharacterized. The transcript has a single exon. Lineage: Eukaryota; Fungi; Ascomycota; Pichiomycetes; Serinales; Metschnikowiaceae. The coding region runs from base 1 to 1011 and encodes 336 amino acids. The record is from RefSeq and is a predicted model, not a curated record.